GUUCGUUUAUCCGUUAAGAAUGAGUGUAUAAUCAUAGACCAAGCUUUCCCCCGUCUCUCAGUGUGACAGAGCAACAAUGCUGACAACUUCAAUCUCUCCUCUUCCCUCCUACACCGUCUCUCCUUCUCCCUCGCUUUCCCCUCCGCCUAAACCCUAUUCGCUUUCCUCUUUUUCUUCUUCUUCUUCUUCAUUCUCGUUUUCUGUUACAGCUUCUUCUCAUCUCGACUCCUUCAAUUUCCACAGGCAAACCCAUUUCAGGAUUAAGUCGAAACCCAAGGGAUUGAAUACCACCUGUUCGAUAAAAGAGCCCUUAAGGGUCAUGAUAUCGGGUGCGCCCGCAUCCGGCAAAGGCACUCAGUGCGAACUAAUAGUUCAGAAGUUUGGAUUGGUGCACAUAUCAACUGGUGAUCUUUUAAGAACUGAAGUUUCUUCUGGAACUGAAAUUGGAAAUAAAGCCAAGGAGUUCAUGAAUGCUGGUCGUCUGGUUCCGGAUGAGAUCGUGACAGCUAUGGUGACAGCAAGGUUAUCUCGUGAAGAUGCAAAAGAAAGAGGGUGGCUUCUAGAUGGGUAUCCUCGGAGUUUUGCCCAAGCACAGAGUCUAGAGAAGUUGAAGAUCAGACCAGAUAUUUAUAUUGUUCUAGAUGUUCCUGAUGAAAUUCUAAUCGACAGAUGUGUUGGUAGAAGGCUAGACCCAAUGACGGGUAAGAUUUAUCAUCUAAAAAAUUACCCUCCAGAGACUGAGGAAAUUAAAGAAAGGCUUGUGACCCGUCCUGAUGAUACAGAAGAAAAGGUCAAGUCACGUCUUGAAUUAUACAAGAGAAACGCAGAAGCAAUCUCAUCCACCUACUCAAACAUAAUGAAUAGGACUGAUGGAAACCGAACAAAAGAGGCAGUUUUUAAAGAAAUAGAAUCUUUGUUGUCUCAAGUACAGAAAGAUGAAAAGAAGCCAAGUGAAUAUGGAAAGCCAAUGCUUGAAAGCAAGAGCAGUUCAAAUCAGGCCUUGUCGAGCCAGGACCAAUGGAGGGGAAUUCCUACUAGACUGAAUAAUAUUCCACAUUCUAAAGAAAUCAGGAACUACUUCUAUGAUGAUGUGCUACAAGCCACUCAAAGGGCUGUAAAUGAUGGAAGAACUCGAUUGAAGGUGGAGAUCAACAUUCCAGAGCUGAACCCAGAAAUGGAUGUUUAUCGAAUAGGUACCUUGAUGGAGCUUGUUAGAGUCAUUGCUCUUUCAUUUGCUGACGAUGGAAAACGAAUCAAGGUUUGUGUUCAAGGUUCUAUGGGGGAAGGUGCACUUGCUGGCAUGCCUUUGCAGCUAGCUGGCACUCGAAAGAUCUUGGAGUUCAUGGAUUGGGGUGAAUAUGGUGCAAUGGGGACUUUUAUUAAUAUUGGUUCUAUUGGUGCCCAAGAUGUUGAAGAACAAGAUGACAUGUUUAUCUUAGUGGCUCCCCAAAAUGCUGUAGGAAAUUGUAUCAUAGAUGAUCUGCGAGCUAUGACUGAUGCUGCUGGGAACCGUCCUGUUAUUCUUAUCAAUCCAAGGCUCAAGGAUUUACCUGCGUCAAGUGGCAUCAUGCAAACGAUGGGUCGGGACAAGAGAUUAGAGUAUGCUGCGUCCUUUGAGAAUUGCUAUUUCUUUCGGCUUCUAUAUUACUUAGGAACUCAGUAUCCAAUCAUGGGAGCUCUUAGGAUGUCAUACCCGUACCGGUAUGAGCUCUAUAAAAGGGUGGAUGAAUCAUUUGGGAAGGAGAAGUACAAUAUUUUGUCUACAUUUCCUGAGAAGCCAAACACUGAUGAAAUUAACGAUGCAUUUAUAGGGAAACCAAGAAAUCAAGCAAAAGCCUCCGGAUUUUGGGGCUUCUUGAGUGGUGUAUUCUAAGUGGAAGGAAGGUGGUACACUGCAAAUGUGAGUAAACUAUACAUUUACAAGUUGUACGUAUUGGCGAGUAUAUAUAUGUAUAUCAGUGUAUAUAUAUACAAGAAGUGUAAAUGGUGCCCCACUAUGUCACAUCAUUGCAUACUUUUGUUUUUCCUCUUAAUAUAGCGUAAAAUUUGAAUAAAUCAUGAGUGUCAAAUGAUGGUGAUAGAAAUUGUAUGAUAACAGGCACUAAACGCAGUAAAUCUUUUAUCUUCAGAGCUGAUUCACAUACAGAUAAAUUCUUAGAAACAGAAUCAAGUAAGAGGACAAAUAGAAGCAAAAUACAGUAUGUGUAUCCUUCCCAUUUUAUUGGAUGCCCCCAAGGGAUGGAUGUUGACU
This is a messenger RNA of Tripterygium wilfordii, 2251 nucleotides long. Its product is annotated as adenylate kinase 5, chloroplastic. Lineage: Eukaryota; Viridiplantae; Streptophyta; Magnoliopsida; Celastrales; Celastraceae. The record is from RefSeq and is a predicted model, not a curated record. Gene Ontology annotation, biological process: nucleobase-containing compound metabolic process. The transcript has 19 exons. Gene Ontology annotation, molecular function: ATP binding; AMP kinase activity. Bases 77 to 1873 code for a protein of 598 amino acids.